UGUUAACUAGCAUGAGGUGUAGAGGAGGUGACGCUAGAGAGAUAUGUGUAGUUGAGAGAGGAGGAGGAGCGGCCGGGGCGAGGGAGACUUGGCAGAGGUGCAUCAGCUGGUGCAGUGAGCCAGUGGUCCGUGUGAGGCGGCGGCGGCCUCCUUGUAUUUUGGUCCCUGACACCCCGUGUAGUGGUCCCGGCGUGGUCCCUGGCCACUCCUCUGGCCUCAGUGAUCCACCCUAGUGGUCCACCUCAGCGGUCCACCCCCAGCGGUCCAUCCCAGUGGUCCACCCCAGUGGUCCACCUCAGACCCCCAGUGGUCCAUCUCUGGCCCCAGUGGUCCACCCCAGCGGUCCACCCCAGUGGUCCACCCCAGCGGUCCACCCCAGUGGUCCACCCCAGAGGUCCACCCCAGACCCCCAGCGGUCCAUCUCAGACCCCCAGUGGUCCAUCUCUGGCCCCAGCGGUCCACCCCAGCAGUCCACCCCAGCGGUCCACCCCACAGUCCACCCCAGCGGUCCACCUCGGCAGUCCACCUCGGCAGUCCACCUCGGCAGUCCACCCCGGCGGUCCACCCCAGCGGUCCACCCCAGCGGUCCACCCCAACGGUCAUGGCUGAGACGUACGACACGGUGACCUCAGAGGUGCAUCACUUCUCCAAGGAGGAGAGUCUGGACCCUUCACGAGGAGGCAAGGAGAAGUUUGGCCACAAUGAGGUAUCAAAGUUGCACCAGAUGGCAGAAACCUCAAGAGGCUGCAGGCAUGUGUCUCGAGAGGCUACCACACCACAAGACGACGAGGAGGAGGAGGAGGAGGAGUUUGAAUGUUUAUUGGGAGCUAAUGGCCAAGUGGUUCUUUGGAGCUCAAGAAGGGAAACUGUGCUUUCAAGAUUUGAUUUUGUGUACCCACCAUAUAUGGUGGUGGACAAGAUUCCCAUCCUAUCACCUGUCAUAGACUCUGAUGGAGAUCUUCAAGUCACCAGGAAGAAGGACCUUGACAAAAAAGAAGGCGUCGUGCUCAUUGAGCAAAACCUCUUCAUUCCAAAAGAAAGAGAACACCAGAGUGCUACGACCCUCGACCUGGUGGGUGAGCAAGUGUGGCGUGGAGCCCUGUUCAUGGCGGAUUUUAUUCUUAACAAUCCAGACAUCUUCAGAGACGCACACAUUCUGGAGGUGGCUUCAGGAGUUGGUCUCACCUCUAUAGUGGCUGCCAUGCUAGCCAAGCAAGUCAUUAUCUCAGAUAUUGAUCGCGGUGACAUAUUGGAACUCAUUGAUCGCAACAUCAAAAGGAAUACGGAUCUGUUGAAGGCCAGUGUAGAAGUGAAGGAGAUUGACUUCUUUAAUCAUGCCACAAUUGACGAGAUAAUGGAUGUGAAAAAAAGUGUCUCGAUCCUUCUGGCUGCUGAUGUGGUGUACCAUGACCAGCUAACUGAUGCCUUCUUCAGAACAAUCCUUCGUCUGAUGAGUGACCCACCAAACAAAAGCUUGUAUGUUGCUCUUGAAAAGAGAUUUGUCUUCACCCAAGAGGACAUGGACACCGUAGCUCCAUGUUAUGAGCACUUCCUGCAGGGCCUCGAGUGGCUGGCUUCUCAGAAUCUCUCUCAGAUUGACUGGACGAUGGAGCAGCUCUCCACUGACUUUGAGCAGUACUUCACCUAUGAGCGCACAAGACACUUAGUCUUGUGGAAGAUCCAGGCCACACUCAAGUGACGUAAAAUAUCUCCUAGUGUGACAUAAUAUUUUCAUAUUCAAGAGUGUAGCCUUGAGUCUCUCUCUACUGAUGGAGAUUGAGUAUUUGGCAAAGUAUUUGAUGCUAUCCGAGAUUUAAAUGUUUUCCUGGGUAAUAAUUUUUUAAGUUUUGCAAAGUGCAGCCCUGGCAGAAUGAUACAUCUUAUGGACAUAUAUAUAUAUAUAAUAAACAAACACUGUAAUAUGAUGAAGUAUUGAUGACUUUUUCAAUGCUGAUUUGACAUUGAGUACAUUCUUGUUAGAUUUGCAUUGAAUGUAUAAUUAUAUCGAGUUGCUCAUUAAGAAUUUACAUACUGUACUAGAGAACUUUUAAUAGUUUACGACAAAUUUCCCAAUGUGGAGAAUUUUAUGAAUGUACUUUUGCUGUGGUGUUGUCACUUGUGUCACAGAGGUCUGUGGGCACUCUUGAUAGGUAACAUUUUAGUUGUAAAAUACUCAUAUCAACCAAUAUUUUAACUAUGUAGAAGUACAGGCAGUUCCCCAACUAUGAACAAGUUACAUUCUGAGAAAGUGUGUGUGUAAAGCAGUUGUUUGGGACACGGAGAUUUUCCAUAGAUGCAAUGCUAUUAAAUGGGAAAUGCAUUUCGGGGUCACCAAAAACCUUUGUAAAAUCAAAAUUUUUCGGACAUAUAAAAAGGGAAGUGAUGCAGGAUCGGAGGAGGGUGGCGAUUCAUCCAUGGCAGAGGGUGGCUGAUCAUUUUCAGUGUCAUUGGCUAUGAUUGAUGUGGGAGAUAAUGGGUUGGUGGCAAACACCUGUGGGUCAUCAUCAUUGUCACUAGCUGCUGCCUAAGUUGAUGGUUUUGGGUCAGACUUUUUCUUAAAGAAUAUUGAGGCAAUUAAUAGUGACUUUUUGAGAGGCUGGGCUAGAGACUUUGUUAGGAAAUAUUUUCUCAAAGUAGUUUGCACAACUAUCUUCUUUUCCAGGUAAAUUUGCUUGUAAGGUGCAAGGCUAUUAAAUAUAAUUUUUGAAACUUUUGAUAUCUCAGCAUUGUUGUCUUGCUCUUCCAAAAUUGCCAAACCAUCAUAUAUGAGAGCUUAAAUGCCUCUGCUAGUCUCUUGGCUAACUUCAUCUCUGGGUUGACAAGGUACUGGCUUGCCUUUUCCUUGGCACUGGUGCAUUAUCAACACUCUUCGUCUUCCUAUCGGCCAUUGUUAAUGGUAUUUUCCAAAGAAAGUACAGCACCGGCUAGUCUGGGUGCAAGAAAAUGUUGACUGAGGCAGCAUGGGUUUCACAGAAGUCACAUCUUGCACACAGUGGUUCACCAACGUAUUAUAAAAGCUAGCUAAUCGAUCUCGGCCAAACCUAAUCUUAACCAAACAAACCUAAUCUAACCUAUAUGAGGCUAAUAUGGCAUAAUCAAAGUUAAUACAUUCUAACAAAAUGAUAUACUUUAUAUAUAUAUAUACAAUACUGUAUAUAGUGUUGACAAUUGGAAAAUAAGCUGUCGAAAAGUGUUGAGUAUGACUUGACAAUACCCAACAGCUGUUUUGUACAAUACAAUACAGUACUGUACAGUACUCCACCUGCCACGGGAAUGUGUUAGCACACUGCCGCAAAAUUCAAAGGGAGGAUUCUGGAAAGUUUGUACAAUGAUUUUAUGCAUGAAGUGGGUACAGGGGGGUCCUGAGAGAAUGUUAGUAAAGUGGGAAUUCCCUGUACAGUAUAUAAUUUUGUCAUACAAAAUAUUCUUAAAAUGCAUUUAUAAUGUAAAAUAUCAAAUAAUGCAAUAUCAGUACUACAUGUACUUAUUUUGUAUUGCCAUGUGCUUUAAAAACAGCAAGAUUUUCCUUGGGUUAAAGGUGUUGUGUGUGUGUAUGAUGCCUGUCAUUACGUUAGUUGUACAGUACUUUAAAAGUAUCUGUAGCCAGUAUUUAUUUUAUAAUUUUACUGUUAUACAGUAGUAGAAGUAUUAUGGUGCUAAGAUAUCUGCCAGUAUUUGGCACUUAUUUGUGGGAUUUAUGGGGAACUAGACAACAAAAUUUAUUAUGUUGCCUGUAUAAAGUUCACUGAAUAUUUAUGUUAAGGGUACAUAGCCUUCCCAAUUUGGUGCCUUCUUUUGAUAAUUAGUUACUUAUUGACUUAUGUUAAGGGUCUUGAUUGAGUUAACAAAGAUCAAAUAUAAAACAUUGAGAUUAUGAUAAAAUUUUUGUUUGACAAAUGCUGUUCAAUAGAAACUGAAAAUAUUUGCACCAGCUCACUUGAAAAUGGAGAAACAAAUUAUUAACCCCCAAAAGAAUAUGGCAAAAAAUGCUGCUUGUUUCAGUGUUAUAUUGCAAAUUAAUUAUUCAGGCUUAUUUAAGAGUUUAUAUUUUAAUUUGAUCGUGCUCUUUAAUAAUAAAUUAUUUAAAUGUCAUAUGUCCUGUGAAUUUUAGUGAGAUUAUUUGUUAUAUAUAACAAUAUACAGUAUAUAUAAAAGUUGAGUGAUAGCUAAAAUGAAAUAUGGUGCAUUAUGCCAAAGUCAAAUACUGAAUAUUAAUAAAAAUUGUGUUUACCUGCAUUUAAAGUAACAUUGGAAAAAAUGUUGAGAAUUGCAUGAUAAGUAAAGAAUCUUUGUUGAAUUAAUGCAAACAUAAGAAAGGAGUUUGAGAGUUUUCAUCCUCUGAAAAAUAAUUGUUUUGGUGAGAAUAUCUUGAGAAUUUUAUUUAGUGAUGCUUAAUUUUACAUUGCAGUGAUCAAAUAUCAUGCAUUUUGCCUGAAAAAUUAAAAACAAAUUUGCAACUGAGGCCUUCCUUCCCAUAUGUCCCACUGCUGACUGUAAUAUAUAAACAAACGCACAUUGGGGAAGAGGGAUGCAUUCAAAUAUUACGAGAAAAAGCUCAUAAUUUUUUUUGAUAUCAAAACUCCACUACAACAUUGUCAAAAUGUAUAAUUUUCCCAAUUUUUUUUUACCGAUUGUUUCAAACAUUUUUUGUAAAAAGAAAAAAAAAAGUGUUGAGGAUCCUUUAAACUUGCAAAGGUCAAAGGUCAAAUAUGCAGCUCAAAGUGUAUAUAUUUAUUUUCCUCCUUGGAAGGAUGUAUGGUUUUGGUUUUACUAGCCACUGUUCAGUACAGUACAGAGAAAAGGUAUAUUUCAAUAAACCGACAUACAAGUAUUUCAAUUUUUAUGUUUUCAAGGCGCAUGACCUUGGACUUAUAGAGUACAAAUAUAUUUUUGUGAAGCAUUUAUUGUACUUGUGUUCAUUUAUCUCUAAUUUGAUUUACAAUUACUUGUCAUCUCUAUGGGCACCACGUGUGGCAUCUCUCUUGUAUGGAGCUGUACAGCUAAUGUUAAAUUUGUUCCAAGUAUUCUAAGGACCGACCAUAUCCAAACUGCUUAUUAAGCUGUCAUCUCUUCUUGUUGCAGGAAAUUAUUGUUGGUCUUUAAUAAUUAGGUUUCAAAGUUGCUUGUAGACACCAUACUUAAAAUUACUUGCCAGUUUUGAUACCGAGACAUUGUUUUCUGCAAGACAUUGUUUUUAUUUGGGACAAUAUAAUAUUGUCUUUACUAUUGUAUUCUUUAGUUCAAUAUCUUAGUUGCAUGAAUGGAUGUUGGUCCACAGUGGUGCCAAAUUUAGUUAAGUUUUCUGGCCUGCACACCGUCUCCCUACUGUCAUUUGCUUUUGUGUGUGUGUGUCUGGUGAGUGAAGAUUCAUUUGGCAGUAGCCAAGAUAUUGUUGAGUUUAUGGAAAGAAAUUAAAAGAAAUCGAGAAAGCUAAAUUUUGAUUGAAAAUGCCUUAUUUUCAAGAAGUGUGCCUUUUUAAACUAUGACAAUUUUUACCAACUCUAAUUCUGUUUAACUUUGUUUCAAUAUGUAUUAAAUUUUCCAUUAUUAAUUUGUCAAAAAUAUAAUCUUCAGUUUAGUUUUGAUGAUUAGAGGGUCCCCUUACUGUACUUUUGUUUAUUCAAUAAAAUUGAUGAAUUUA
Procambarus clarkii (red swamp crayfish) is the source of this 5641-nucleotide messenger RNA. Its product is annotated as methyltransferase-like protein 22. The record is from RefSeq and is a predicted model, not a curated record. Lineage: Eukaryota; Metazoa; Arthropoda; Malacostraca; Decapoda; Cambaridae. Gene Ontology annotation, biological process: protein methylation. Gene Ontology annotation, molecular function: protein methyltransferase activity. Gene Ontology annotation, cellular component: nucleus.